This is a messenger RNA of Paramuricea clavata, 336 nucleotides long. Lineage: Eukaryota; Metazoa; Cnidaria; Anthozoa; Malacalcyonacea; Plexauridae. The record is from the annotation of a GenBank genome assembly.
AUGUCAUGUGCAAGUGACUUCUUAUCAACACUUAUUAUUUCAAAGUUUGCUGCGGUACUAGGAAGUUUCGGUGCAGUGGAAUCUUCAGAGAAACUGUCAGAGGAACUACUUAGUGACAAGCUUCUGAAGGAUGAUGUAGCAUAUCUAACCAGAACGAUAUCCCCCAAUAUCCCAUUCAUAGGGCUCAUAUCUGGUGGCUGUACAACAGCUAAACAUGUAGUUGCCCAUAAGUGGAAUAAAAAGGAGGAACCUGAAGAAGUGUCCGAGGAAACUAAACAUCUUCUAUUACAUACAGAAUGCCACGACUCGGAGGGCCCUACGACUGGGAAGACAUAA